Molecule: messenger RNA, 315 nt
Organism: Aspergillus lentulus
Lineage: Eukaryota; Fungi; Ascomycota; Eurotiomycetes; Eurotiales; Aspergillaceae
Source: RefSeq, a predicted model, not a curated record
AUGUACCUCACCACCAUUGCCCUAACCGCCCUCGUCGCGCUCACCGCAGCAGAGGGACCAGUCCCAACUGUCGUACUGCAAAUGCGAAACGGGCUCACGGUCCUUAGCGGCUUACCAGGGAAUUGUCUCUCUUAUUCUGUGCAUCAACCUGUGGAAACUGUCAAGAUUAACACGCCUUGUCGGUUUUAUGAUGAGAUCCACUGUGCCGGGAAUGGAACGGAUUAUUCGCCUGAGACGGAGAUCCCUGUGGGGGCUGUGGGGGAGGUUGGCAGUGUGCAGUGCGGUGAGGAGGAGGCGGAGAAGGAGGACUACUAG